UUACAUUGCACUAACAAUUCCAGCCCAGGUUUGAGGUUAUGGUGGGAUAUUAAAGAGUAGCCUAUUUUCUUUGUUCGUCUAAUAUCGAAAUUGAAACAUUUUAAAAUCAUUAUCAGAAUGAAUGAGCUAGAUGUUAAUUUAGAGAUUCAGAAACGUAAAAGGAAAAAGGGUGUUCUCAAUAAAUCCGAGUACAAGGCCGAAAUAAUUAAAAAAGCCAGAGUUUCAGGAAGCUCAUACAUAAGUUGGACUGGAAAAGAAGUACCAGAAAUAACUCCAGGAGAAGAUUGCAAGUGUCGGCGGAAGUGCUUCACAAAAGUGGCAGAUGAAGAACGGAAACGGAUAUUUGAGACCUUUAGAAGUUUGGGGUCUAAAAAUGAGCAAGACAACUAUCUACAAUCUUUGAUUGCAGCAACUGAAGUUAAACAGAAACGGCGGAGGAAAUCAAGUGAAAUAUCACGUAAGCCAGAUAGAGGAAAUACAUUCAUUUACGAAGUAUCAACACCAUCUGGGAAGCAGCAGGUAUGCAAACUUGCAUUCUCUAAUAUACAUGGAAUAAGUAGUGACCGCAUCAGGAGAUUGACAAAACUACUAACAGAGGGUAAAAAUCCUCAGGAUAUGAGAGGCAAAAGUGUCCCGGGCAAUGCAAAAACCAACUAA
Molecule: messenger RNA, 657 nt
Organism: Homalodisca vitripennis (glassy-winged sharpshooter)
Lineage: Eukaryota; Metazoa; Arthropoda; Insecta; Hemiptera; Cicadellidae
Exons: 2
Coding region: 118-657 (179 amino acids)
Source: RefSeq, a predicted model, not a curated record